AAAGUAUGACCGACCCCGUGGCGACGACGCUGCGAGAAUUGACCGCUGCCCUCGGCAGAUGCACCUCGUGGAAGGAUCUCCUUGACAUGACGGUGCUCAACAAGAUCGUGACUCUUGCUGCAACACUUCGCGGAUUGGAACGAAGCAACUCCCUGGUUGCGGAUGACGUAGUGCACAAAGCAACUUUGCCUGCGACCGUAGAAGACUUCCAGUCGUGGCUGAAAAGGGGCAUGCAAGUCCAAUUUGGCGAAGAAACGUUCAACGUGGAAAGCAUGGGUGAGUAUGGAAAUGGCCUCCGUGCACGCAUGGACCUUCCCAAGGGAUCUCGGAUCUUAUCCAUCCCAUUGAACCUUCUGCUCACGUCUUCAUCACUGCCACCGCCGUUAGCUCACCUCCGCCAAGACCCUCUGUGUCGCCAAUUCCCCACCAUUCCGUUGGCGCUCCACAUUCUUUACGAGGCGUUAUCCCCUUCGUCCUUCUUUGCGCCGUACAUCGCCGUCCUUCCUCGGACAUUUCAUCUCCCCAUUGAGUACACCGUGGCCGACUUUGCAGCACUGUCGCAUUCGAAGGCUGCGUAUGAGUCUGCGAUUCAGCUCUUCUACAAUUCGAUCCGUCAGUACCUUUACCUCUGCCGGCUUUUCAGUCACGAACCCAGCUCGGCACCUUACUCCUCAGACGCAUUCUCUUUGUCCAACUACACGUGGGCACUCUCCGUGGCCUUGACGCGCCAGAAUAACGUCCCAACACCGGCAGAUCCGUCCGCCCUCGCACUCAUCCCGGGAUGGGACAUGUGCAACCACGCAAUCGGGGAAAUGACGACGUAUGCCGACACCGAUGCCAUCCACUGCAGCGCCAUGAACAAGUUUGCAGCCGGCGACGAAAUCUACAUCUGCUACGGGCCGAGGCCGAACGUCGACCUCCUCAUCUAUUCUGGUUUUUCCCUCCCUCAGAACCCGUACAACUGUCCGCUGCCUCUUGUGCUGCCUUUGAAAGAUAUCCAACACGAUCCACUCGCAAAGUUGCGAACGCUGCUCCUCCAAAAACGGAGCGCGACUAUCACGGCCGCUGGGCUCCUGGUGCACCUGGAUGCAACGUCGGGUCAGUUGGCGAGUUCAUUGUACCGGGAGCAAGUGCAGUUGCUUGUGCUGGACAAACCUUCGUUGGCAAUCGCACUUCGCCGAGUUGUCGACAAGGCCACGACCGCCGCCACAGGGCGUGACGACGACGGAGACCCUUUGGUCCCAUGGCCCGAUCAAGCAGCAAUGCGCAAUGCAAACGCACUUGUCCGCGAUGCUUGCGCCGCAGUUGUCGCAAAUUACAACGCUGUCGACGCUUCGGCUGUCCAUCAGUCGAUUUUGUCGUUUCUCGCCACUGAACGGCAAGUGUAUGAACAAGUGGCGACGGGGCAAGUGGUCGAGUUUAGAAGUUAACACGAAGAUGAUCGCGACAUCUCAGUGGUUG
Messenger RNA from Aphanomyces invadans, 1461 nucleotides. RefSeq lists its product as hypothetical. Lineage: Eukaryota; Oomycota; Saprolegniomycetes; Saprolegniales; Verrucalvaceae. Gene Ontology annotation, biological process: peptidyl-lysine dimethylation; peptidyl-lysine monomethylation; positive regulation of transcription by RNA polymerase II. Gene Ontology annotation, molecular function: histone H3K36 methyltransferase activity; protein-L-histidine N-tele-methyltransferase activity; histone H3K4 methyltransferase activity. The record is from RefSeq and is a predicted model, not a curated record. The coding region runs from base 6 to 1430 and encodes 474 amino acids. The transcript has a single exon.